Molecule: messenger RNA, 1206 nt
Organism: Photinus pyralis (common eastern firefly)
Lineage: Eukaryota; Metazoa; Arthropoda; Insecta; Coleoptera; Lampyridae
Product: transmembrane protein 272-like
Exons: 4
Coding region: 167-751 (194 amino acids)
Source: RefSeq, a predicted model, not a curated record
UUCCGUACUACAAAUUAUACACCUAAUCAAACCAAAUACACUAUUUCGACGAGUCGCUUUAGUUACUCUUACUAUGCGGUUCGGUGAUUGCAAGUUAUACUAGUGCAUUUAACCCAAAUUUGCUUUUGUUUGUCAAUUAUCACCUGAAGUAUUGGUUCUAUACAAAAUGGCCACCUCAACCCCUUCAGAAGAAGCUAACGUGACGAAGAUAGAAGCCGGAUCGCUAGAACUGGAAGCUAGACUGCCAAACGAUGAAGAAAAGGCUGAACUUGACAAGAUUAAAGACAAGUACAAGAAGCCGGCGGCGGGUACGUUCUACCUUAUAUACGUAGUAUUAAACACGGUAAUGUUGUGCGUGGGAAUAAUCACCGCCCAAGACUGUCCCAUUAACCCAAAGAUACCAAUUUAUCUAGCCGUCGCGGGCGCGGUAGGAAUUGUGUCCAAGUUACUUCCGUUUAUUAACUACAAAUUGCAAUUGAACGUACUGCAAUGGAUCGCGUAUCUGUUGUACGUCUUUGAAUUCGCUUGGAUGAUAGCGGGUUCCGUCUGGAUAUACAGCAUAUAUCAACCGAACUACCAUCCCAGCGAAGGACCUCAUUGUGAUAAAACCGCGUACCUUCUGGCAUUUUGGUUACUCACCAUAAAUUAUAUUUACAUCGGACUCACGAUUCUCUUUACGUGCUGCAUACUUGGUUGCUUACUUGUGUGCGUGGCCAAAUUUAUAAACUUUUGUAAAUCCAUUGAGGAUUAGCAGACAAAUACAAUAAUUAUACAGUGUAUUUUGGCCUGCAGGAGUCGGCAACCCGUGGCGGGAACCUGAACCAUUUUAUGUUUAUGAUAUUUUUGAGCUUUAGAGGACACGCUGUAUACUUAAAAAUAUACAACGAUAACGAUAUUUUGUACACAUGAAACAUUAUUAUAUAAUGAAUAUAUAUACCGGGUGAUUCAUUAGAACUGAUGACAGUUUGAAUUUCCCACAAAACAAAAAUUUUUAAAGGUUGGUAAUAAUAGAUUAUCAUUUGCCUAAUUCCAGUGGUGUAUGUAGAAUCACUCUCCAAGGAGUAAUAAUUUAUUUUUAAUUUACAAAUAAGUCGUUAUUAUUUAAAUCGUUAUUAAAUCAAUCAGAAUAAUUACGUCGAUUCUCAUAAUCAAGAGCGUGCAGUUGCUGUAGAACAGAAACCCGGUACGGGUGUAUGUAUACGUAGA